CGUUUAUUCUGAAGGUUUCUGCGGCCGGAAGUUGCUAGCCUGUUGCCGGUGACACGGAGCGAAGUCCCGCAGCUUUUUCCUUGAAAAACCGAAACACAAAGUGUGUGUGUGUGUGUGUGUGUGACAUUAAACCUUUCAGAGCAACGGUAGAGAGGCGACACACGUGGCUCAGAAACUGAUAAACAGAUUUAAAGUCACGUUUCGCGUUAGAGCCGACUGAAGUUCGUGACUAACGUCUGCUAACUAUGGUGCGACACCUGAGUAGCUGCCGAAGCUAACGGGAUUAGCUCCUCAGGUAAACCCCAGCUAAAGGUGGUCAGAUGGCUGUGAAGGGGAGCACCUGGUGGAGUCGGCCUGGGCAGCUGUAAAGGAUGCUCCAGGGGCCGUACGGCAGCCUGGACCGGGACCGGCCCCUCAUCCGGCUGCCUUUCACCAGCUUCGCCGUGGGGAUUGUUCUGCUCCCCCUGACCGGCCUCAUCGCCUGCCUCUCCAUUUCACUCAUGUACCACUUCGAAGACGCAACGUACACACACUGUCAUGUGUCAAACUACCUCCCGUCCAUCAGCGCUGCCAUCAGCCGCGUGCCGGAGCGCUACAUCUGGCGCUGCUGCAUCGGCCUGCACUCAGCGCCCCGCUACCUGGUGGCUGCCGCCUAUUUCAACUUCUACCGCGGCCGCUUCGCCAAGAGGAUGCUGGAGCUGCUGCUGAGCGGACUGGCUCUCGUCUGCAGCCUCGCCGAAAACACCGGCCUGCUGGUGCUCACAUACGUGUCGUCCACCGAAACUUACAGUGUUCAUAAAAACGGUUUCGUCGUGUUCGUAGGGAGCUCGCUGCUGCACAUGCUCAUUACAUGCAGACUGUGGCAGGUGAUCAAGAGAUACUAUGUGAACCCAGAGGAAAUGAAGUCGUAUCGAUGGAAAGUGCGUCUCUUCUUGUUCAACGUCAGCUGUUGUCUGGCUGCAGCUUACUUCUUCAGACGCCACAACAAAUACUGUGAAACAGGAGGACAAAAGACAUUAGAACAUGUUCCGGUUCGCUUCAGGGAAUAACGAUGAGCGACACCGAGCAAUCGAUAAUAAAAUGAUCCCAAAGAAAAUGGUCGGACCUGCAGAUACACAGAAAAAAUGUAAGCAUCUUGAUAAAACACAACUUUACAGCGUAUGAGCAACAAAUAUCAACUAAAGUAGUUCAGAUCUUAAAACUGGAUUCUGACGCAGACCAGAACCAGCAGAUGGAGGAUGGAGGACUUGACAGCUGAUGUUUUACUUCAGACGAGAAGACUUCUAAUCUGUGAUUAAUCACAAUAAUGUGGACCCACACGAUGUGGAGUCAACCUGGGGGUAUUUGGGGGUCUGGACAAAUAGAGGUUCUGUACCUGUAAUGAACAGGCCCCCUCCUUAGGGUCUGGGGGCUGGUCAGGGUGGGUCACUUGGUGUCCCAGCCUUCUCUCAAGGGUCUGGAUGUGGGACAGUGAUGUUUAAAUCCUCUCGUCCAAGACAAGGGGGGGAAAAAAAUGACCUGAAAAUGAUAAUAAAAAUGAGGCGAUCUGCCAUAAACACACACACACACACACACACUCUGACCCCCCCCCCAAGCCACUGUCUGUAUGAUGUGAGGUUCACCUUUGUUUAUCCAUGUGUUGUGUAAUGUCAUUUCUCACUACAAAAGAAACACAUUUUGAAGAGCAGUGGAAAAGAGGCUCAGUGAUUGGGAUUUGUGAGACAGAACCAUGUGUUCAGAGUAUCUGUCUUUGUGCAAACGCAGUUUUAGUCGUUACUCCGCAGAGUUUUAUGUAUCUGGCUCCCGGACUGUGUGAAAUUCUUCUUUUCACGCUUUGGUAACUUCUGUGAAUUAAAUUCACAGCAGGGUAACUACACACCACCGACUACAGCUGGAACAACUGAUUGGUAAAAGAUUGACUGGCUGCAGCUGCAGCUUUGCUUCCUAAUGUGAAUGUUUGGUUGGUUUUCUUUGUCUCCGUUAAUCAACUGAAUAUAUUAGUGUGUUUUUGACAAAACCAGGUUUUCUUUUCUUUUCCUGGAGUUCAGGAGGACUCUGAGUGAGAAUAGAUCCUAUGUAAAUAGGAUACAGGGUGUGUGUGUGAUUUGAUUAUUUUAUUAUCUGACACCAUAAGACUCCUUUCAUGGUUUGGGGAAGUUGUUUGGCUGCGAGUCAUUUAUUAAACUCACUUCCCCAAACUUCAUUUUCCUGAACGAUAAGUCACCUUCGCACAACAACAGUUACACAGAGGGACGCUGACAGAGUCGGCUGAUGGAGGAUGGAGCUGGUGAACGUGCUGUUAGCAUUAAGCUAGUGGUGGAGGAAGAACUCCGAUCUUUUGCUCGAGUAAAAGUACUAAUACAACACAGUAAAAAUACUCUGGCACAAGCUAAACUCCUGCAUUGAAAAUACUGCCUAAGGAAAACUAUGUAAAUAUAAGUGGGUAAAUGUGCUUGAAGUAUUAAAAGUAAAAGUGCUCGAUGCAGAAAAACGUCCCCGUGACUGUUGUUUUAUAUCAUUAAAUUAUUAUGACGGUUGGUUGAGGUGGAGCUGGUUUUUAAUUAUUCUAUAUGG
This is a messenger RNA of Xiphias gladius (swordfish), 2574 nucleotides long. It is a transcript of the gene pgap2, whose product is annotated as post-GPI attachment to proteins 2. Lineage: Eukaryota; Metazoa; Chordata; Actinopteri; Istiophoriformes; Xiphiidae. Gene Ontology annotation, cellular component: Golgi membrane; endoplasmic reticulum membrane. The record is from RefSeq and is a predicted model, not a curated record. The coding region runs from base 372 to 1049 and encodes 225 amino acids. Gene Ontology annotation, biological process: GPI anchor biosynthetic process. The transcript is spliced from 6 exons.